GCAAACAGCAGGCAACCAUACCAAGCUCAUUCACUACAUCGUCGCCAUACAGCAUCGUUCCUGACGGCGCCCUCCCAAUGUCAUAGCGCCAAUGUGCGCCGACGCCCGUCUCCGCAGACCGCCAAGCGGAGCAGUACCAUUCCCACACCACACUACCUUGCGCCGACGUAGUCAUUACCAUGGCUGCCUCCGUUCGCGUUGCCGGCCCGCCCAAUAGCAACUUCCUUGUUGGCUACCCUGGCAUUUCCGCCACUCUGCCACGAAUAGAAGGGCGUGUCGAGAUCCGGCCAGCCGCAGGCGUGUCCGCUCCCGUCAAUGUCUCGCUCGUGACCGUCUCGCUACAACGCCGGGAAAGCAUCAACCCGGCCGCAGAGAGCAUGAUACGAUCACAAUUAAGCUCAGCGCGAAAGGAGAUGGUGGACAUUGUCGGCAAAGAGAUGCUCUUAUUCCGCUGUCCGCAAGGCCGAGAAAGCGAAAGCGUACUGAUCAUGGACCUGCCGUUCGUCAUCUUCAUCCCCUUUGGACGCGGCGGAGAAGAGAUAGCGCGAAGAGUUCCUCCUGCGUCGCUACAGCUCGACAAGCGGACAGCAGAGACGUGGUACGAGAUCGUGGUCACGGUGCAGCAUUCGCAUGCCGAACAGCGCAAGUACGCCUUUCCCGUCCCCAUCUCGCGCUAUGACACCCUUAGCACGUUCGGGAUGUACAACCGCCCGGAAUCUGCAGAGCGCGUUUCCGAUCACCUCGUGAGUCUAGGCAUUACCCUACCACGAUGGAGUUACGGACCGUUAGAUCCUGUUUCGGUCUUCAUAAAGCUCUCGCCGAACCCGGAUUGGUUGAGCAAGGCGAAGAAAGUUACCAUUCAGUCCAUUACGGUGGGCAUCGAGGAGGAAGUGAUCUACAACCACGAAGGCGACGAGCCAAAGCGGAGUGUCAGAGUCUUGGCGAAGCAUAAUCAGAGCGUCGGAGUCAGGAUGCCGGAGGCUGGGUACUGUACGAAUCUGGGACUGGUCUUUCCGAGCAGAGAGUUGCGGGAUGGAGAGGGCGUACUGCCGAGAGGGAAACGCGAAUUCCCCAUGUACGCGGUCUCGGGCUUCACGACCACGGGGACGCUUUACAAGAUUGAGUACUAUCUUACGGUCAAGGCCAAAAUGUCGUCCGCACGCGACAUUAUACUCCGGCAACCCAUUGUCGUCUGUCCGUUUGACCAUGCGGGCUGCAAGGAGGAAAUGGAAGCCAUUGAGCAGGCCGCGAGAGAUGCGGCGCAUAUCAGUCAAGAUAACCCGAUGUUGCCUGCAGCGACGAUCUUGAAGGCGGGUGACCCGGCGGGACUCAGGGCGCUGGGCGUGACGGAAGUCGGGAGGUUGAAGAAACCACUGAUUGAGUGAGUGAGCGAUCAUCGCCACGCAUUACUGGAACGAUACUCGAUGCGUCAUUUAAUGAUGAUUACCUGCUUUCUGCCUGGUGCGGAGAGCUGUGCGGCAAUACGAAGGCUGCAAGCGACUUGUGAGAGGUUGACGAACGAUGAUCGA
This is a messenger RNA of Baudoinia panamericana UAMH 10762, 1529 nucleotides long. RefSeq lists its product as uncharacterized. The transcript is spliced from 2 exons. Gene Ontology annotation, cellular component: division septum. The coding region runs from base 180 to 1385 and encodes 401 amino acids. The record is from RefSeq and is a predicted model, not a curated record. Gene Ontology annotation, biological process: division septum assembly. Lineage: Eukaryota; Fungi; Ascomycota; Dothideomycetes; Mycosphaerellales; Teratosphaeriaceae.